AAUGAAGGAUACUCCGGCCAGAACAGCCCGACGAUAGUCGCGCAUUGGCGGUUGAAGAAUGCAGACGAAAAUCAUUCUGCGGGAACGAACCAUUGCAUAGAUAUCGAUGUCGCGCAAAGUUUUAUGCAGUGAAAAAAGUGAAUGAGAAGAGCGAUAUUUCAUUGCAAUAAAAAUGAUUCGGAGGUUGUGUUGUAUAAUUCAUUUCAAUAGUUCACCACAAUGGAUUAUGUGAACUGCCUUUCCAGUGGCGAAGAAAGCUCAUCAUCACACGAGGAUAAUUAUGAUGCACCUGUGCUGUUUUGGAAGUAGAAGUGAUAAAGUAUCACCGGGCGAGUCGGCAGAACAUUCUGCAUCUUCAUCGCCCAAUAAGGAUGACACGAACUUGUUCCAAAAUGAUCGGCAUUGCACUGACAUCUUGUUCGUAGCCAUCAAGGCCGCCUUCAUCUUGAUUCUGCUGGUGCUCAUUAUCUACUGUAUGGUGUUCGGUGACAUCUACAGGAUAAUAAAUGGAUACGACGACUGUGCGAACGUGUGUGGCCGCGACAACAAACCAGAUAAGGAUCUUUCGUGCAAGGGCACGGAUCGCACCGAUCAGAAAUACCUUCUAGUGGAAACAUCUGGAACAUCAUCGGACCUACACCGGCAGUGUGUAUCAAAGUGCGAAGAUGUUGAAGGCUACAAACCCUUCCUGAACCGUUGCAUACGCAAGGAGAAUCCCGCCAACGACGUGGCCACCCGCACCGGGUUGCGAAACUUCUUCCAGGAAGUAUCGGAGGACUUGGAAUCAUGCUCCAUGGAAAUGCUAUGGUUGUGCGCCAUUGCGUUUGCGUUCUCGCUGCUGACACUGGUAUUGCUAAGAUUCCUGCCAGGUUUUAUCGUGUGGGUGGUGCUGCUGGCCGUCAUAGUGGCUUGCACCGUGGGAACCAUCUGGUUGUGGGUCAAAUGGGACUGGGAGAAGAAAAACAUGUCCACCGAAGCUGGCGAGGGGGCGAAAAUGCGAACCAAUAAUUACUUGUACUACGCCAUCGCUGCAACAGGCGUGACCAUUAUCGUGUGUCUGAUUGUGCUGGUCAUGAGAAAAAGGAUCCGAAUGGUGGUGCAGCUGUUUCGCGAAGCGGGAAAAGCCAUUUCCAAUAUGCCGUUUUUGCUGCUGGAGCCUGUAUUGACAUUUGUGUCGAUCGCAGCGGUUAUCGUAUUGUACGUAUACUUUACCAUGUGGGUGGAAAGCUCAGGAAUGCUCAAGGUGGAGAACAAUCAAAGCGCCAAGUACGUUAAGGACACGACAAUGCUCUUCACCCGGUGGUACAACUUGCUGGCAUUCUUUUGGUUUUGUCAAUUCAUAAUCGGUUGUCAGCACAUGGUCAUAGCUGGAGCGGUAGCCUGUUGGUUCUUCACGCGCAACAAGUCUAAACUGGGGAGUCCGAUAUUGAAGAGCUUCGGAAAUUUGCUGCGAUAUCACAUGGGUACUGUUGCGCUGGGUUCGUUCAUCAUUGCAGUCGUUCAGUUCUUACGGACCAUGUUGAAACUGCUGAUGUACUACGUUCGGGAACGCCAGAACAGAUUUACAACCUGCAUCUUCGAGUGUUGCCAGUGCUGCCUGCAGUGUUUCGAGAAGUUCCUCCAAUAUCUUACACGAAAUGCGUACAUCAUGACCGCAAUGCACGGUGAUCCUUUUUGCAAAGCAGGCAAAAAUGCCUUCAGACUACUAACGAACAAUGCCCUUCGUGUAUUCGCAAUCAAUUCAGUAGGAGAUUUUGUUCUGAUCCUCGCCAAGGUGUUCGUAGUAGUGGUGACUUGCCUCGUCGGAAUGGAACUCAUCCAGAAAAAAACCGGAUUACACCAUCCAUAUGUUCCAAUAAUUCUUGUGGGCAUCUUCGCUUACCUGGUGGCACAUUGCUUCAUGACUGUUUAUGAGAUGACCGUCGAUACUAUAUUUCUGUGUUUCUGCGAGGACUGCGAGACUAACGAUGGCAUAAGUCGACCGUACUACAUGUCCCGGGGCUUGAUGGAGUUUGUCCAGAAUUCGAAAAAGGCACUUGCAGUGCACGAUUCACGCACGGCAAGCACCCUGAAGGAUGGAGGAGCGUGGACCAAAGACGAACUGUCUGGUGCGAACAGGAGAUUAUCCAAAACUAUCUCGGAAACAGUGGACUGAUCAGUUUUUUUUCUAAGCUUUUUAGAUAUUAGAUGAGAACGAAAAGAAUGUUGUGGAUUUUAACAAAUUAAAAAUGAGCUCAUUUUACUUUUGUGUGUGCGUGGUUUGAUGCUUAUACAAACAAUGCUUAAAUAAAAGUAGCACAAUCUUUUA
Aedes aegypti (yellow fever mosquito) is the source of this 2308-nucleotide messenger RNA. Its product is annotated as choline transporter-like protein 1. Gene Ontology annotation, cellular component: membrane. Gene Ontology annotation, molecular function: transmembrane transporter activity. The coding region runs from base 281 to 2155 and encodes 624 amino acids. Lineage: Eukaryota; Metazoa; Arthropoda; Insecta; Diptera; Culicidae. The record is from RefSeq and is a predicted model, not a curated record. The transcript has 8 exons. Gene Ontology annotation, biological process: transmembrane transport.